AUGCUCCGAAAACGCGCUCCACCAGAGGGCGCGGACUUUUGGCUGAUCAACCCGGCUGAUCGCAAGUCCAGCUGUUCUUCGUUGCCCUCCAACAUUCAAGGCAUUGUUCCUAAUCCACUCAUUGAUACUGAUCGCUCAAUACCCUGGAACCUGCGCCGAUUUCCCGCGCAUCUGGAAUUGCUCUGGUUCUUGCCAGACGUGUUCGUCCUGACAUUCUCGUUGCGCAUCCUUCCUUACCAUCGAAAACGCGCCUGUGACUACGCCUCGUCCCAAGCCACCACCUGUGUGAUAGUCGACGGAUGA
This is a messenger RNA of Penicillium longicatenatum, 303 nucleotides long. RefSeq lists its product as uncharacterized. NCBI's taxonomy places the organism in Eukaryota, Fungi, Ascomycota, Eurotiomycetes, Eurotiales, Aspergillaceae. The record is from RefSeq and is a predicted model, not a curated record. The transcript has a single exon. Bases 1 to 303 code for a protein of 100 amino acids.